Molecule: messenger RNA, 1125 nt
Organism: Aspergillus heteromorphus CBS 117.55
Lineage: Eukaryota; Fungi; Ascomycota; Eurotiomycetes; Eurotiales; Aspergillaceae
Exons: 2
Coding region: 1-1125 (374 amino acids)
Biological process (GO): tRNA wobble position uridine thiolation
Cellular component (GO): cytosol
Molecular function (GO): sulfurtransferase activity; tRNA binding
Source: RefSeq, a predicted model, not a curated record
AUGCCCGCCAAGGAACUGUCCGAUCGCUGCAUGAACUGCCAUGAGGCAGACCCCGUCUUCACUCUGAGAAGUCGCCAGGUGUGCCAAGACUGUUACGUUCGCUUCGUCGCCUUCAAGUCCUUCAAGCGCAUGGAGAACUAUCGUCUGCGGAAGGGAAUGCCGAAGACCGGUCCCUGCAAACUGCUGCUCCCGCUCUCCUACGGCGUCUCGUCCACCGUCCUACUGCAUAUGCUCCAUCAGCAGCUCGAGGUGCUGCAUUCCAAGUCACACGGCCCCGCCGGCUUCGAGGUGCUCGUCCUUGUCGUCGACCCGUCCACGAUCUCCGCCACGCCUCUGCCGGAUGAUGCCUUUGAUCGCGUUCAAAAGACCUUCCCGCUCUGCUCUUUCACCCAACUCCCUUUCCACAGCAUCUUCGCGCUGGAUCCCGACGUGAACGAAAUCAUGGCGCAAUAUGCGCGGGAGGGCUUUACGGACGCUACGGGAAAGUCCGAUGAGGAACGACUCGCGUCGUUCCGGGCGUCAAUCUCAACCGCUACUUCCAAGACCGACGUCGACCGCAUUCUCUUGAACCGCUUCAUUGUCGCUUUCGCCAAGAAGAUGGAGUGUCGCGGCAUAGUGUGGGGCGACUCGGACAGCAAGCUCGCCGCAAAGACCCUGGCCAACGUGGCGAAGGGACGUGGCUCUGCGGUGACCUGGCAGGUGUGCGACGGCAUGUCUCCUUUCGGUCUGGAAUACAACUUUCCGCUCCGGGACCUGUUCACGGUGGAGGUGCGCACCUACGCCGGUCUCUUCCCGGAACUGGAGGCAAUCAUCGUGCAUGACACGCCCCCCUCGGAGAACGUGCUGACGAAAAACCUGUCGAUUGACGAGUUGAUGAUCCGUUAUGUCAGCACGCAAGGGGAGAAAUAUCCCGGCGUCAUGUUGAACGUCACGAGAACGGCCAGCAAGCUCCAAUCGUCCGCCACGUCUGCCGUUGGCCCCCAGUGCGCCUUCUGCGGUGCUUUCACCCCUACGACCAGCGUGGGCACCUCCAACGGGGCGGCUGAGGAAGAGCAGCCGAGCGACAAUCUAUCGCCUCAGUUUUGCUACGCUUGUGCCAGAUCCCGGCCCGAUGUGAGCUGCUGA